Nymphalis io (European peacock) is the source of this 3299-nucleotide messenger RNA. RefSeq names its product ubiquitin-conjugating enzyme E2 R2. The transcript is spliced from 5 exons. Bases 431 to 1156 code for a protein of 241 amino acids. The record is from RefSeq and is a predicted model, not a curated record. Gene Ontology annotation, biological process: protein polyubiquitination; ubiquitin-dependent protein catabolic process. NCBI's taxonomy places the organism in Eukaryota, Metazoa, Arthropoda, Insecta, Lepidoptera, Nymphalidae. Gene Ontology annotation, molecular function: ubiquitin conjugating enzyme activity.
AAUCAAGCACGGAAAUAACUAACAGCUGUUCUACAAUAUUCGCUCGGGCAACUCUGGUAGCAGCUGUGUACGAAUGAACACGCAGCCGUUUUCCUUGGAACUGCGAUUGUUUGCACAUUGAAUUAAGACUUUCUCAUUGUUUUAUCUUACUUUGUUAAAAUAGGUUAAAUCAAUUUUUAAAGGUUAGUCAUAAUCAACUUACAACAGUGGUAGUUAUUGUGAAUAGUGCGCGAGUCAAAUAAUCCAUUAUUUUUUGGUGAUAUUAUGUUUACCAAAAUUCAUUCGUUGUUAUUGUGAAUUGAGACUAGUUGAAAUGCCUCGUGAAUACGUGGAUCGCGAGAAGAGUUCCUCGGUGUUAUGUUAAUAGAAUCUCCACCUCUAGAUAGCAGUUUUAAUUUUCUGUCUGUAGUGGCGAGAAUAAUUUAUAAAAAUGUCUUGCACGGUACCAACUAGUUCCGCUUUGAGAGCUUUGGCUUUAGAAUACAAAAGUCUACAAGAAGAGCCCGUGGAAGGUUUUCGAGUGAAGUUAUUGGGUGAGGACAAUUUGUUUGAAUGGGAAGUUGCAAUAUUUGGACCUCCUGAUACGCUGUACCAAGGCGGAUACUUCAAGGCACAUAUGAAGUUCCCUCCAGACUACCCAUACUCACCUCCCACCAUAAGGUUUCUCACAAAAGUAUGGCAUCCAAAUGUGUAUGAGAACGGUGAUCUUUGCAUAUCAAUCCUUCAUCCACCGGUGGACGACCCACAGUCGGGUGAGUUGCCGUGCGAGCGCUGGAACCCUACGCAAUCCGUUCGCACCGUGCUACUAUCAGUCAUCUCUCUACUGAACGAGCCGAACACGUUCAGCCCAGCAAAUGUUGACGCGAGCGUCAUGUACCGCCGCUGGCGUGAUUCCAAGGGCAAGGAUAAGGAGUACGAAAAUAUAAUAAGAAAACAAGCUCAAGUGGCGCGCAUAGAAGCAGAGAAAGAAGGAAUAGUCGUACCUUUAACAUUAGAAGAUUAUUGCAUUAAAACACAAGUAAAAUCGACAACACAAGAACCACAGUUGGACAUGACAGACUUCUAUGAUGAUGACUACGAUGACCUCGACACCGACUCUGAGGAGGAGUUGGAGGGGGGUGAAGAUGGCGACGACAGCGGCAACGGCGAGUCGUGAUACGUCAAAGAGAUCUCAUGCGACGGACGGACAACCAGAAAUAUAUAAUAUUAUAUAUUGGCAUUUGUUAUUCCUUAAAACUCUAUCGAAGUAAUAUUACCAACUUUUGUAUUGUCUAAAAAUUAUGUAAUAAACAUAAAUUGACAAACACAAAUGCACCAUAAGAAUAUGGGAGAACUUAAAUAUUAAGUCGGACUAUGCAAAAUAAUUAACAAAAGGCCAUUUGAACGAUACAGGCAUCAGUAUAAACUUUAAACGCAACAAUAACAAUAAUAAUAAAUCAAAUGCUCGAUCAAAUUAAAAUAUUUCCAGGUGACAUAAAAAUUAUUACAUUAACAGAGUUUAAAGUUAAGAGAAAAUUGUUAGUGUAUGUAGCUAUGGAAAUUACCCUAAAACUUACUCACAUUUUUCCUACAUAGAAGUUGAAAUAAACAAAAUACAUAUUUUGUUUUAGUAACGUUAAUCACUGCCAAAACAGAUAAAUAAUUACUAAUAUGGGUCAAAACAAUUUUCAUUUCUUGUAACAUGCAAAAGACUAUAGAAUCGUGAACAGUAUAAUAUUCCACAACAUUGAUAUUAUAACAGAUAUAAUUUUGAAUAUAUUAUCUUUGUAACAAAGACUAUUUGUCUUUGCUACAAUCCCAGUAGGACAGUAAAAAAAAAUUGUCAAUAUUAAAAAUACAGUAUUGUAUUAAAUAUUACAUUAACUAUAUUCAUAAUUUUGCUUAAUAAAUAUACAAAUAAUUGUAAAAGUAAUGUGAAAAUGUAACUAUGGCAUGCAGCCUAUUAAUAUGUAGCUGUAUCUAAUUGUAAUAUAAAAUUAUUUAUGAUGUAAUGUCUCGAUCAAAUGCCAAUUUUAAUAUUAUUUAUCAAAAAAAAAGUCCGCCUCUAGCCAAAACUUAACAUGUAUAGUUUAAUUUUCGAAUGUCAUCCAAUAAGUCAUUUACUUUUUUUUUAAUAUUAGUUUCCUUAAAAUUAGCCUAGAACAUAUUGUAGACCAAUUAUUUUGAAUUAGAUUUGUAUAAUUUUUAUAGUUCCGUAAUGGUUUUAUCCACAACAAGAACUGUUUGUAUGAUUUAUUUAUUCAUGAAACUUUGUAAUUAAUAGAAUGUUUUAAAUUAUAAUUUGAUUCAAUCGAAUGUAAUAAUUUUAUCCUUUUUGACACUUAAAAUAUAAUUAAAACUAUAUCGUUUUUUAUUAUUUCAUACAUUAAAAUUGAGGCAUCACAAUUUUAUUUAUUUUUCUAUGAAACAAUGUAUAUAAUGCUGCUUUAGACAUUUUUAAUGGUAUCAAAAAUUGUACAGAGAUUAAUUUAGCAUUCAAUUAUUGUUCAAAAGUAGGUGUGCUCAAAUCAUAACUGUAUAAUAAUAUGAUAAUACUAUAAUAUAUUCAAUACCCUCUAGGCUAUAUUUGAAGAGUGCAUACAUAUAUUACUUUAUCGAUACAUUACCGAAAUUAUUUAAUAAAAAAAAGUAGUUUUAAUGGCUAGUAUACUAAGCUAAAUUAAUGUUAUACUUAAAUAUGUAAGUUGAUUGACAAUUAUAGAUUAUUAAUUACUCUCUAAACAGUUGGCUUAUAUCAUUAUUAUAUAUUAAAUAUGGAAUAAUUAGCUGCAUACGUAAUUUAUUUUAAGGAUUAUUCUCAUUUAUUCCAAUAAGUUGUCCUAUUUAUAUGAAGUUGAAAUAUUUUAGAUAGUAUUAAAUUAGUUUUUUCAAUUAACUACUUAAAUAAUAUUAAACAUGUCAGAGUAUAUUUUUUAAAUAUACUUAAAAAAUCUGAUUAUAUAUGAAGUCUAGUUUAUAGGACAAUGUACAGGGAUAAAUAAGAAUAAACUUCUAUUACAAUGUACGACGCUUUUAAUUUUAACAAAAAUAUAAUUCGAAUUAUUGUAUCUGUAUCCACCCCCUUCCCUUACCCCCAUUUUUAGUAUUGUACUUUGUUUAACGUAUAGAAUUACAAUAAGUAAAAUAAUCAACUCCACUCUUCACUUUAUUUUAAAUAGAAAUUUAUAAAAAUCGUCCGAUGAUAACAUUUAAAUUAGAUUAAGUAAAUAUAAGUGGUUUGGAAAAUUACUGUAGGAGGUCAAAAAAAUGUUAAUUGCGUAAAGAUAUUCAGUAAUAAACUGCAUGUGUUUGGAUGCGAA